Messenger RNA from Rasamsonia emersonii CBS 393.64, 924 nucleotides. RefSeq names its product Yip1 domain family. NCBI's taxonomy places the organism in Eukaryota, Fungi, Ascomycota, Eurotiomycetes, Eurotiales, Trichocomaceae. Gene Ontology annotation, cellular component: Golgi apparatus; membrane. Bases 1 to 924 code for a protein of 307 amino acids. Gene Ontology annotation, molecular function: small GTPase binding. The record is from RefSeq and is a predicted model, not a curated record. The transcript is spliced from 4 exons. Gene Ontology annotation, biological process: vesicle-mediated transport.
AUGGCGAACCAAGGCUACGAUGUUGUCGUAGACGUUGAUGCAGAGGGCGACCUCGGCCACACCGAUCUUCAGGAAGACCUCGAAUUCCAUCCUUCCAACUUCGAAAAUGAUCCCCGAAGCGCCAAAAUCCAAUCCGACUCGGCACCUUUCCUAGGCGGUAGCGGCGAUCGUGGCGGCGGCGGAGGUUCUUCUCGCGGCGGCGGAAGAGGAGAGCACGGAGGGUUCACCAAGCACCGAUGGUGGUCGAUCCACUACUACUCGCAGUACUUUGACGUCGACACGAACGAGGUGCUGCGCCGGUGCACGGCGGCGCUGUACCCGCGGUCCAACUUCCUCGACGUGCUGGAUGGCAACCCGGACCUGUACGGACCGUUCUGGAUCGCGACGACGGUCGUCGUCAUCCUCUUCCUGACGGGCACCGUGUCGCAGUACCUGGCGCGCGAGCACGACAAGCACUUCGAGUAUGACUUCCGCCUGCUGUCGGGCGCCGCGGGUCUCAUCUACGGAUAUACGGGGGUGCUGCCCAUUGCGCUGUGGGGGGCACUGCGCUGGUUCGGCAGUUCGAGCGCCGACCUCAUCGAGUGCUGGGCGCUGUACGGCUACGCGAACCUGGUCUGGAUCGCCGUCGCGCUCGUCAGCUGGAGUCCGCUGACGGCGCUGAACUGGGCGCUUGUCGGAGUCGGCUUUGGCUGGACCGUCUUCUUCCUCCUGCGCAACCUGUACCCGGUGCUUAGCGCGACAGACGCGCGGACGAGCAAGAUCCUGCUCAUCCUGGUGGUGGUUUUGCACGCGGGGUUGGCGAUUGCCAUCAAGAUCCUCUUCUUUGCUCACGGCAGUCCCGUCUCAAAAAAGAACAAGCACCACGACGACGAUGACGACGAUGACCAUGACGAGCAUGACGAUAGAAGACGGAUGCUCUUUUGA